GCCGGCUCCCCAAUCCCCAUCACCAUUUCAUAAGCUACUGAAUGCCUUCCAAGCUCCAUCACAAUUCACAAAUCUCUAGGUUUGAUGAGCUUGCGUUGAUCCGCCGGAGAUGAAAACAAACCAAAAUUAUUCCAACUGAACACCCGUUCGUCCCUGCAUCUCUGCGCAAGUUUCCACCUUCGGCUCCGUAACCAAAAUUUUCACCGGCACUGAAGCCUGCGAAUAGCCUCCUCUUUGCUCGAGUAGUUUACGCCAUUAUCCAUGGUCAAUCAACCCUUGAAUCCAAAUUCUCACCUUAUCCAAGACACCAACUGGUAGUACAUUCCCAGACCAAGCUUCUCCCUUCCCUGCAGUGCAGAAACCAUCUGGAGCGUGGUUUCAUUAGACGCAGUUUAUAAAAGAAGAGGAGGAGGGGCCAUGGGGAAUCCCCCUGAUUACAGCAAACCGCCGCUACCAGCUGCGUGUCGCACUCGCUACUGCUGCCACAGAAUGGCGAGCCUCGCGCUCUUCCUCAUCCUACUCGUGCUGCCUGCCAGGUCGAUGCCCGCCGCGCAUUGCGACGGCAACGUCGGGUUCGAGCUCAAGCUGACCCACGUCGACGCGGGCGCGUCCUACACCAAGGUGGAGCUCCUCCGACGCGCCGUCGCCCGGAGCAAGGCCCGCGUGGCCGCGCUGCAGGCCGUCGCCGCGGUGGCCGACCCGGUCGCCGCCGCGCGCGUCCUGGUGACGGCCAGCACCGGCGAGUACCUGCUCGGCCUGGCCAUCGGCACGCCGCCGCUCUUCUACACGGCGGUCUUGGACACCGGCAGCGACCUCAUCUGGACGCAGUGCGCGCCGUGCCUGCUGUGCGUCGACCAGCCCACGCCCUACUUCGACGCCAAGCGGUCCGCCACGUACCGCGCGCUGCCGUGCCGGUCGCCGCGGUGCGGGCAGCUCUACUACCCGGCCUGCUUCCAGAAGGUGUGCGUGUACCAGUACUACUACGGCGACACCGCGUCCACCGCCGGCGUCCUCGCCAACGAGACCUUCACGUUCGGCGCCAGCAACUCCACCAAGGUCCGGGUGCCCAACGUCUCGUUCGGGUGCGGCAGCAUCAACGCCGGCGACCUCGCCAACAGCUCCGGCAUGGUUGGCUUCGGCCGCGGGCCGCUCUCGCUGGUGAGCCAGCUCGGCCCGUCCAGGUUCUCCUACUGCCUGACGUCCUACCUCUCGCCGACGCCGAGCCGGCUCUACUUCGGCGUGUUCGCCAACCUCAACAGCACAAACACCAGCUCCAGCUCCGGGUCGCCGGUGCAGUCCACGCCGUUCGUCGUCAACCCAUCGCUGCCGAGCAUGUACUUCCUGUCGCUCAGGGGCAUCAGCCUGGGGGCCCGGCGCCUGCCAAUCGACCCGCUGGCGUUCGCCAUCAACGACGACGGCACGGGCGGCGUCGUCAUCGACUCCGGCACGUCCAUCACGUGGCUGCAGCAGGACGCCUACGAGGCCGUGCGCCGCGGGCUGCUCUCCGCCAUCCCGCUGCCGGCGAUGAACGACACGGACAUCGGCCUGGACACGUGCUUCCAGUGGCCGCCGCCGCCAAACGUGACCGUGACCGUGCCAGACUUCGUGCUCCACUUCGACGGCGCCAACAUGACGCUGCCGCCGGAGAACUACAUGCUGAUCGCGAGCACCACGGGGUACCUGUGCCUGGCGAUGGUGCCCUCCGGCGUCGGCACCAUCAUCGGCAACUACCAGCAGCAGAACCUGCACAUCCUCUACGACAUCGCGAACAGCUUGCUGUCGUUCGUGCCAGCUCCGUGCGACAUUAUAUAGAGCUUUUCCUGUGAGGCCUCUAAGAAUAAAUUUGGUGCUGGUCGUUGCAGCUUGUAGUGUUGUAGUCAUUGCAUCACGCUUGAGAUUGUAUUGCUGUAUCAUCACCAAUUCUGUAGCUGGAAAUUUAGUGUGCAAGCAGUCUUUUUGGU
Messenger RNA from Panicum virgatum (switchgrass), 1961 nucleotides. RefSeq names its product aspartic proteinase nepenthesin-1-like. Gene Ontology annotation, molecular function: aspartic-type endopeptidase activity. The record is from RefSeq and is a predicted model, not a curated record. Lineage: Eukaryota; Viridiplantae; Streptophyta; Magnoliopsida; Poales; Poaceae. Gene Ontology annotation, biological process: proteolysis. Gene Ontology annotation, cellular component: extracellular region. Bases 418 to 1812 code for a protein of 464 amino acids. The transcript has a single exon.